AUGAGUUUGUCGACCAGGAAUCAAGUUCUUUUUCUUCAAAUUUUCUAUUAUCUGACAAAUCUUGUGAACACAGUUCCAUUAAAAGUCUCUGAUGGAGUACCCGAUUUGUUUUGUGGAAAGCCACCAAUACACAUCAUAUUCAAACCAAGCACUGAUGUGGCAAGCACAAACGUGGAGACUUCUAUCAUGGAAUUGGCGAAUAGCACACAAGCUGAGGUA
Molecule: messenger RNA, 219 nt
Organism: Mesorhabditis belari
Lineage: Eukaryota; Metazoa; Nematoda; Chromadorea; Rhabditida; Rhabditidae
Source: the annotation of a GenBank genome assembly